Messenger RNA from Oppiella nova, 466 nucleotides. NCBI's taxonomy places the organism in Eukaryota, Metazoa, Arthropoda, Arachnida, Sarcoptiformes, Oppiidae. The record is from the annotation of a GenBank genome assembly.
CCUCUGUGUAUAAACCACAACAUGAUUGCAAUAAUCAGUCAAUUAUUACUUGUUUUUUGAAUUAAAACUCAUUUCAAACAUCAAAUAAAUUUAGUUUUCAAAGUGUAUUAGCAAUCAAUUAAUACAGUAGUGUAUGUGCGAGUGAUAAUUGUGCCAGGUUGUGCCGGGUGACCAUCAUAAUUAACACUGAACAGUUUUCUCAAUUCACUAUUCAUACCAUUUAUUCACAUAUUUAUAAUGGCCAUUGGUUUCAAUGUAGAACAGGUGACGUAUAAGAACCUGAAGUUCCAGGUGUGGGAUCUGGGCGGACAGACAUCCAUACGGCCAUAUUGGCGCUGUUACUUCUCCAACACCGAUGCCAUCAUCUAUGUGGUCGACAGCAGCGAUAGGGAACGCAUCGGUAUCUCCAAACAAGAACUCGUAUCGAUGCUCGAAGUGAUUACCAUUUCAUAAGUUAUUUUAUAGU